GGAGAGAGAGAGAGAGAGAGAGAGAGGGAGAGGGGGGGUGGGGUGGAUAUGGAGGGAGGAGCUCAACCGACGGAUACCGAGAUGGCGGAGGCCGGAGGGCAGCCGCCUCCGUCGGCCGCAGCACCGCCGUCGCAGGGGCCGGAGAACAUCCAGGAGACGCUCAGCCACGGCGGGCGAUUCAUCCAGUACAAUAUGUUCGGGAACGUCUUUGAGGUUACCUCCAAAUACAAGCCACCCAUCAUGCCCAUCGGGAAGGGCGCGUACGGCAUCGUCUGCUCGGCUUUGAACUCGGAGACCGGCGAACAGGUGGCGAUCAAGAAGAUAGCCAACGCAUUCGACAAUAAGAUCGAUGCGAAGAGGACGCUGCGUGAGAUAAAACUUCUCAGGCACCUGGACCACGAAAAUAUUGUUGCAAUCAGAGACAUAAUACCACCCCCUGUACGUGAGACAUUUAAUGAUGUCUAUAUUGCUUAUGAGUUAAUGGACACUGAUCUUCAUCAAAUUAUCCGUUCAAAUCAAGCUCUUUCUGAGGAGCAUUGUCAGUAUUUUCUUUAUCAGAUUCUUCGGGGGCUAAAAUACAUACACUCAGCAAGUGUUCUCCACAGAGACCUAAAACCAAGCAAUCUCCUCUUAAAUGCCAACUGUGAUCUGAAAAUCUGUGACUUUGGGCUCGCUCGUACUACCUCAGAAACUGAUUUUAUGACAGAAUAUGUUGUCACAAGAUGGUACCGAGCUCCAGAACUUUUGCUUAAUUCUUCAGAAUAUACUGCAGCAAUUGAUGUGUGGUCUGUUGGCUGCAUCUUUAUGGAACUGAUGGACCGGAAGCCUCUAUUUCCUGGAAGGGAUCAUGUGCACCAGCUACGUUUAUUGAUGGAACUUAUUGGCACUCCAAAUGAAGCUGAUUUGGAUUUUGUGAAUGAAAAUGCAAGAAGAUAUAUUCGCCAGCUUCCACGUCAUCCACGACAGUCCUUUCCUGAAAAAUUUCCCCAUGUUCACCCUACAGCUAUUGAUCUUGUUGAGAGGAUGUUAACAUUUGAUCCUAGACAGAGAAUAACUGUUGAAGAUGCUCUUGCACAUCCCUAUUUGGCAUCUUUACAUGACAUCAGUGACGAACCAGUUUGCAUGAUGCCCUUCAGCUUUGACUUUGAGCAGCACGCACUCUCCGAAGAACAGAUGAAAGAGCUCAUCUACAGAGAGGCCCUCGCAUUCAACCCAGAGUACCAGCAAUAAGACUCAGUAAGGUUAUUCACACAUCGGCGUUUAAUGUUGUUUUGUAAGGCAUCAUUACGGGUUUCUCUAUGUGCACAUUCUUGAUGUACAUAUGUGCAUGAAUCUAGCUGUUGAUGAUCCUUAUAACUCUACAUGGAAAACGCAGGAAACUUGGGUGGAUCCUUAAGCUUACUGUUUAGGAACUUUUUUCAAGCAGUUUAAUCAGCAAAAUUGCUGGUCAAAAUAAUGCAGUAUACAUAUCCAGAGUUCUCAUUCCUUCUGUGAAUCGUUAGACUUGCAAAAUCUGAUACGAGGUUGAUUAUAGAAACCUAACAGGAGAAAUCAAGCCUGUACGAUUCACAGGAUGUUUCCGUAUUGAUUCUCUUUUCAUCAGAGAGUAGUAGGUAACUUUAAAGGUUUUGAAGUCUUAACCUUAAAGGUUUCUCCAGUACCUCAUUUGUAGGUUUUUGGCCUGAAAGGGGCUAUUCCUUUGUAAAGAGAUGUUGCUGACUGUAAUGCUUACUAUUGUGCUACUGGUGUCUUAUGAUCUUAUGAUAGUAUUUCAUUCGUGAAA
Molecule: messenger RNA, 1783 nt
Organism: Musa acuminata AAA Group (dessert banana)
Lineage: Eukaryota; Viridiplantae; Streptophyta; Magnoliopsida; Zingiberales; Musaceae
Product: mitogen-activated protein kinase 1
Exons: 6
Coding region: 49-1230 (393 amino acids)
Biological process (GO): intracellular signal transduction; protein phosphorylation
Cellular component (GO): nucleus; cytoplasm
Molecular function (GO): ATP binding; MAP kinase activity
Source: RefSeq, a predicted model, not a curated record